This is a messenger RNA of Arctia plantaginis, 4143 nucleotides long. The record is from the annotation of a GenBank genome assembly. NCBI's taxonomy places the organism in Eukaryota, Metazoa, Arthropoda, Insecta, Lepidoptera, Erebidae.
AUGAUCCUCGAAGCAUUUUUUGGGUUUUUAUUACUUGUGUUUGUGGUGUGGAAGUAUUUUCUACCAAACCACGAAGAGCACAUUAAGUAUUCAAGAUUAAAACUAGUUGAACCAGAAAUAUCAGAGCUAAAUAAUAAGGAAGUAGUUGACCAGAUUUUACCGACAAAGGUUAACACCACAGCUAACAAGCAAAUACUUCAGAAUAGGCAACUAAAAUCGAAACGCUUAGCAUAUCAUCAGAGUAGCCGUCCUCAGAAAGUGUUAAACUAUAUACCUUACCAAAACGAUGAUUUGAUUACACCAUCUAUAUUAUUAAAGCAACGUCAACUACUAAAGCAAAAGGGACCUAAACGCGAGAGCCCGCCAAAAGAAAAGCUGACAGAAUUUCUAGAGAAGACUAUUUUAAGCGAUGACAAAAUACAGUCUAUUAUACAAAAUCUAGCUCUAGAUAAAAGAGAAAUACUCAUACACGAAGAACCGGCCAAAGUACUUUAUCCUACUUUUAAAGAAAUAAAACCUCUUUUUAGAGAACAAGGGCAUACUCUAAGUGAAAAGGUUGUAAAGCAACAAAUCACGAUCGAUGAUAUCUCUGAGAAUAUAAAUCGAUUAAAGUAUUCAAACCUUGUAAAAGAGCCGAAAGAACCCGAGACCAUCUAUGAUGAGCCGGUCCAACACAAAGCACCAGAAGAAACACCUUUGUUGAAACGUCUUCAGAAACACCCUGCAAUUCCAGCAGGCCUUAACUUUGGAUUAGUUAUUGGUGAAUUAAAGAAUAAAACGAAAAAUGGUGGAAACAAACCCGUUUUUAAGAAGUUCGAUGUUGAUUCUACGAAUAACGCACAGGAAUCUCUAAACGCUGCAGUAGAUGAAAAGAAAAAAAUUAUCAUCGACGAGAACGAAAUCGGAUCUGUAAAUAUUUUAGCCGACAGACGAACAAAACUAGAAACUGCUGCUCAAGGAUGGCGUAAACGCGUCCCCCAGAGCGAUGCGUCUCUCUUUACCGUCGCGGGUAGGUUGGAGCGCGACAAGGUCGUGACGUCGACACCCCCACUCACCCCACCGCCAACCACAGUGCCUGUGGCAAUAGCAUCGCCUGGAAUACCACCACCAAAUAAAUUUAAGUCUCGGAAGCAAACGUCCCCUACCAACGGUUUUGCAUCCGGUCCCCUCCGCUCGGCCUCGUGUGCAGUCGUCAGCGCCGCUUCAAUCGAUUUGAAGCCUAAAGAGACUGCUAGAAUCGAUCGAGAGUCUUUCAAGAGAAGUCACUCUGUCAGUGAGAGCAUUAGUAGGGUUGAUGAGAAAGAUGAAGCGCCCAGUGGCGCGGAGCGAUCAGGUCAACCAGUUCGAGUACCACGAGCUGAUGAUGAAACGUUCCACGCUUUCUACACGCCUGCUUUACAGCAAGGGAAGACAGCAGACGCCGAGGGUGUCGACGUCGACCUGGAUGCAAUUGAUAGCGGUUCUAGACAACUUCUGGCAGGUGAAUGGGCUCGUCGAGCACGAGUUGGUCGUCGUCACCAGGCUUCGCGCAAUCCACUUCGAGCUCUUGCGGCGCGGACGGACCUGCGAGACGAAUAUGUACCUACAACCACCGCCAUACCACUGAAUAACAAAAAGAGCUAUGUUCCUGAUAAGUUACAACCCAACGGCGGCCUAGCGGCGGAGGCGCUGGCGGCUCUGGCCAGCAAGGAGGACUUCGCGAGCGUGGCACUGCGCAGCGCCAGCGCCGCGCCGCCCGCGCACGGCACGCGCCCCGCCAUGCUGCUGCACGUCAAGGGCCGCCGCAGGGUGCAGACACGGCUUGUGGAGCCGGUACACACGAGUGUGAACCGUGGUGAUUGCUUCAUACUAGUCACGCCUGAACAACUGUUCCUGUACAUCGGACUGUACGCUAAUGUUAUUGAAAAGAAUCGCAGUACAGAUAUUGCCAUGCACAUUCAAAACACAAAAGACUUAGGCUGCAAGAACUCUACAGGCAUCAUUAAAAUAGACGAACAAAUAAAAAACUAUAGCAAGAAACAUUGGAACCAAUUCUGGUCAUUAUUAGGCGUCACAGAAGACGCCGAGACCUACAAACCCGUAGAGACUGGACAUGCCGACGAAGAUGAAAUUUUCGAGUCGUGUGUCAUCCAGACCAAUAUGUGCUACGAGGUCAAAGAUGAUGAAUUGGAGCCAAUCCAGGAAUAUUGGGGCCAAUCGCCAAAGAUAGCCAUGCUCAACCAAUCCAAAGUAAUCGUGUUCGAUUUCGGUUCAGAACUGUAUAUCUGGUACGGCAAAAAUGUACCUUUGGAGAGUCGUCGCCGCGCAGCACAGUUGGCUCAAGAAAUGUUUGAUGAAGGUUACAACUAUGAGGAGUGUCACAUAAAUCCUUUGAAUGCAGCUUUGCACCAAGGGGCACGUGACCCUUCUACUGAACAACCUUCAAAAUCAUCCAAGAGCCGACCCGAGUGGGCGAUAAUGUCCAAAGUCACACAGCACAUGGAAACUAUUCUCUUCAAGGAAAAGUUUUUAGAUUGGCCCGAUUACUCUAGGGUUAUCAAAGUGAAAACCCCAGAAAAUAAAUCAAAUAGCAUUGAAAUUUCUCCUUGCGAUGCUGAAGAAAUGUGGUCGAAUGAAUACCAGGAUCCAGAUCUCAUAUUAGAAGGAUCCCAUAUCGGCCGAGGCACGCACUAUUAUGAUAAGAACAACAUGAGACAUUACGAUAUCAACACUAAGUCUGUAAGCAAAUGGGUCAUUCAGGAGUACGAUUAUCAAAAGGUGGAAAAUGACUCCGAAAUCGGUGAAUUCUUCUCAGCUGACAGCUACAUUAUAAGAUGGGAGUAUCAAAUAACGGCUACCGGUAGAGAGUUAAAUGGUAAACCGUCUAAACACAAUGUGACCGGCAGAGACCGUUGCGCGUACUUCUGUUGGCAAGGCCGAGACGCCAGCUCCAACGAGAAAGGUGCUGCUGCCCUGUUGACUGUCGAACUCGACAAAGAAAAAGGUCCUCAGGUUCGAGUAGCUCAAGGAAACGAACCUCCGGCCUUCUUAAACCUUUUCCAGGGUAAUCUAGUUAUUCACCAGGGUAAAAGAGACACCGAUAAAAGUAGGUAUAGGCUGUUUGUAACUCGCGGAAACUUGGCUAACGAGGCAUAUCUACUUCAAGUGCCUUGUUCUGUCCGCCAGUUGCGAAGCCGUGGCUCUUUGUUACUUGUCGACACAGAAAAAGGUUGUAUGUACAUCUGGCACGGCACUAGAAGCAUGAAACAUACGAAGAAUAUUGCUAUUGACAUGGCUAACAGACUUAUCGCAAGAAAGUCCAGCUAUUUGUUCGGCGAUAAUGUAUCUCAUAUAGAAAUUACUGAAGUGCGUGAAGGAGAAGAGCCUAAGGAAGUUUUAAGUGCAUUGGGUGUGGCGAAUAAGCAGUAUUACAACUCGGUAGUGGGAGCUGGAAGGGAGGCUGGCGGUGACGUCACUCCUCGUUUAUUCCAUUUUACGGACCUGGGUGGACAGUUUGAAGCAAACGAGGUGCUGUCGCCACUACGACACGAUCAUUUGGUGACACCCUUUCCUUUUGAACAAAAGGAGUUGUAUUCGGCUUCGCAGCCAGCCUUGUUCCUGUUAGACGACGGCAAGUGCGUGUGGCUGUGGCAGGGCUGGUGGCCGUGCGGGGAGGAUGGAGAACUGGAACCCGCCGAGCGAAACGCCGGGGUGGGCGCGUUCGCGGCGCGCUGGCAGGCGCUGCGCGUGGCGGCGCUCCGCACGUGCGCGGCCUACUGGCGCGUGUCCAGGGCCGCGCCGCCGCCCGCCGAGCCCGACGUGCGGAUCGUGGCCGCCGGCCUCGAGCCGCAGCGCUUCACCGACCUCUUCGACACCUGGGAGGACCACGACCAGGCCGCGGAUGUUAACAUCGCUCACGGGCACAAGGCGGGCGCGCACGUGCGCGGCGCGGCGGAGCUGUCGCGCCUCACGAGCUGCGACGCCGUGCUGGCGCUGGCCGAGCUGCAGCGCCGCCCGCUGCCGCCGCACGUCGACCCGCACCACCUCGAGCGGCACCUCGCCGCCGCCGACUUCCUGGAGGCUUUUGGCAUGUCCAAAGAAGAGUUCUCAAGUCUCCCCGCGUGGAAACAGACCAACUUGAAGAAGGACGUGGGCCUGUUCUGA